ACUCGCGCCCAUCAACCGUCGCGUCCGAUAAAUAAUCUACGCCUCCUCCCCGGCUCCUCCCCACUCCCAGCGCCAUCUGCAGGUCCUCUGCCUCCCGCUGCCGCCUCUUGCCACGCCGCCUCCGCUCGACUCGCAGGCCGCCCCAGGCACACUAGGCAUUCCCCAGACCCCCUAUUCCGUCUCGGACCGCCUACGUCCCCUCAUAUACUCGCUGUCCUGGCACACGCCUCACCCACCCGCCAUGGACAUUGCCUUCGACACCACCUGGUGUCCCGUCUGCAGUCGCCAGAUCCUCCCCAAACGCUACUACGUCCCCAUCAACCCCCCACAGCAAGCCCCUGCAGUCCCACCGAGCUCCCCCACCAAUGAGUCGAAGGUGAAGGAGGAGGCUCCCGCGCGGCUUCCGCGCAACAAGACGGGCACAAUACGUGCUAGGGGAGGCGGUCUCGUACACGGCACUGGUCGUGUCAAGCCCAACGGCGCGCUCAAGCGCGACGACACCGUUAAGCAGACAAAGAAGCCAUCCGUCCCAGAGAUCGCUGUCGACACGCGCCCAACAGGGCCCGUUCGUCACCGCACCGUCAUCGACCAGUCGCCAGUGCCCCUCUACUGUUCCGACGAGUGCCGUUUGGCCGACCUCCAAUCAUCUUUCGGCGCCAUGGGCAUGGAGUACAACCCUGACCGCUGCAUAUCUCCGGCCCUCCCCCCGGUGCCACACAAUUCCUUCUCCGACUUCUCCUCUAGCGAGAGUGACUCUGCUAGCGGCGCGUCGUUCGACUCGCGUUCCUCGUUCAGCUCCUCGCCGCCGAGUGCGAGUAGCAUCGACGAGGACCAGCCCGCCACUCCGGAGGCGUAUGUCGCCCUCACCAAGCUCUUUCCCGAUCUCCCUUCGAGGCCGCCACCGGCACCUCCACUUAUCCAUCGCAACACCAACGAGAGCACCGCCUCUCUCGACGACCUCCAAAGCGGUGUCAUGAUGUCUGCGCAGCGCAUCAAGGCUGCACUGUGCUCUGAGCCGCCGAAGAAGCGGUCUGCCUACUCCGUCUACCCUGCCGAGGAGCGUCGUGAACGGAAGGUCAUCCCCGGUUGGACAGACGGCACACACGCUUGGCGCGCGAGUGUCUACAACCUCUCCGCCCCUGUGGAUAUGUCGAAGCCUUUCGACGAUGAGCGUGUCCGUGGCGCAUACAAGGGCUUCGUUGCGAGCAGCCAGCGCUCUCGCAGCGGGGUUUACUCGACUGUCUCGACGCCGACGUUCGAACCGACCUCCCCUUCGGCCGCGUCGCUUCCCCCGGUGACGCGUGCGACCUCGGGCAGCAUGCAGAUGCGCUCGCGCUCUGAGGCAGAUGAGCUCAGCAAGUACCCUCUCCUCCACUCUCGUUGCGAUUCGCGGCAGUCCCUCAGCGGUGCGCUUUCGACGUCGCCUACGGGCUCGACACGAUCUAUGCCUGCGACGAUCUCGACGCGCCGCAAGGAGUUCUCGUUGGUGAAGCCCGGUGCCGAGGGUCGUCUCCUCGUCCCGAACGUGAAGAUGACCCGGUCGCCUUCGACGACGACGAUGUCGAGCUUGACGAGCGCGGGCAGCAGCUACGGCUACUACCCCUACGGCCGCAAGCCUAGUCCGCUCAGCCGGCAAAACAGCGAUGCGAGCAUGGAGACUGCGGACAGCCUCGAGACUGAGGCGGAUCUCACGAUGAGGCCGCCCUCGAGCAGCCCGACGAAGAGGUCGACUGGUGUUUCGUGGAGCUACUCCGACGAUACCAUGACAUACCCCAUCCUGCAGAUCCCGAAGAAGGAGAAGCGCAUUGAGCGCAAGAUCGUCGACGGGAGGGAGCAGGACGUCGAGGUCGAGGUCGAGGUACAUCAACCUCUGAAGCGCCUCUUCCUCUUUCCUGGCAAGGACGGGCGAUAGGCACAGCGCCUCCUCUCCAGCAUCUUCUCGGCGCAUCGCAUCGCAUUCGGACCUCGGACUUCACUGCAUCGCAUCCCUCACGCAUUCCCAUACCCUGCACGCUGAUACCUCCCGACGACAUACCCGACGACGUUCACGACGCCGCCACCUGACUUAUUCCUCACAGUAUCUCCCCUGCUGCUCUCCUCGUUGUCGACAUACAUCCCUCAUCUCACUACGCAUCCUCAUCCUCAAUUGCGUCUCCGUCGUCUCCGUCGCUGGGAUAUCUCGUCUGGAUCACCGCCAGCAUCGCGCCC
Messenger RNA from Rhodofomes roseus, 2208 nucleotides. RefSeq lists its product as uncharacterized. The transcript has 3 exons. The record is from RefSeq and is a predicted model, not a curated record. Bases 242 to 1912 code for a protein of 556 amino acids. Lineage: Eukaryota; Fungi; Basidiomycota; Agaricomycetes; Polyporales; Fomitopsidaceae.